UGGACACGGUCACCAGGGCAACCGUCUCCGCAAAUCGGUCCAAUCAGGGCGGCGAGCGGGGGUCCCGCCCUCUCCUCUCAAAGCGGGCCACCCGAGGCCGCGUGGCCCCACACCGCCCGUCCCGCCCGCGUCGCUUCUCCACAUGGUGUUCAGGUCGCCUCUGGACUUGGUCUCGGCUUCCGGCCUCCUCCUGCGCUCGCAGGCGGAUGGCGAGCGGCCGGGCGCCCCGCUCGCCCCCCGCGCCCCGCCGCCCGGCCUGUGCUUCUCGGCGUCGCAGAUCGCCGGCGUGUGCGAGACGCUGGAGGAGACGGGCGACGUGGAGCGCCUGGCCCGCUUCCUGUGGUCCCUCCCGGCGGCCCCGGACGGCCGCGACUCGGUGUGGGAGCACGAGUCGGUGCGACGCGCCCGCGCCGUGGUGGCCUACCACAGCGGCAGCUUCCGCGAGCUCUACCGCAUCGUGGAGACGCACCGGUUCACGCGCGCCUCCCACGGAAAGCUGCAGGCCAUGUGGAUGGAGGCGCACUACCGCGAGGCCGAGAAGCUGCGCGGCCGGCCGCUGGGACCCGUGGACAAGUACCGGGUCCGGAAGAAGUUCCCCCUGCCCAGCACCAUCUGGGACGGCGAGCAGAAGACGCACUGCUUCAAGGAGCGCACGCGCGGGCUGCUGCGCGAGUGGUACCUGCAGGAUCCCUACCCGAACCCCGGCAAGAAGCGCGAGCUGGCGCACGCGACCGGGCUCACUCCGACGCAGGUGGGGAACUGGUUCAAGAACCGGAGGCAGCGCGACCGGGCCGCGGCCGCCAAAAACAGGUUGCAGCAUCAGCGGCUGUGUUCGGCGGCGGCGGUCCGGAGUCCGGACGUCCACGACCCGGAGCGAGGCGACGGCCGAGUUCUCCUCUCGGUGACGGACAGCGACUCGGACCUGGACGUGUGACUCCAGAUUCAUUUG
This is a messenger RNA of Syngnathoides biaculeatus (alligator pipefish), 949 nucleotides long. RefSeq names its product SIX homeobox 3b (gene six3b). Gene Ontology annotation, molecular function: RNA polymerase II cis-regulatory region sequence-specific DNA binding; DNA-binding transcription factor activity, RNA polymerase II-specific. The record is from RefSeq and is a predicted model, not a curated record. Lineage: Eukaryota; Metazoa; Chordata; Actinopteri; Syngnathiformes; Syngnathidae. Gene Ontology annotation, cellular component: nucleus; transcription regulator complex. The coding region runs from base 143 to 934 and encodes 263 amino acids. Gene Ontology annotation, biological process: eye development; regulation of transcription by RNA polymerase II. The transcript is spliced from 2 exons.